Molecule: messenger RNA, 1236 nt
Organism: Nanorana parkeri
Lineage: Eukaryota; Metazoa; Chordata; Amphibia; Anura; Dicroglossidae
Product: annexin A1-like
Exons: 13
Coding region: 51-1085 (344 amino acids)
Biological process (GO): inflammatory response; positive regulation of prostaglandin biosynthetic process; arachidonate secretion
Cellular component (GO): cytoplasm; plasma membrane
Molecular function (GO): cadherin binding involved in cell-cell adhesion; phospholipase A2 inhibitor activity; calcium ion binding
Source: RefSeq, a predicted model, not a curated record
GUAGCUCUGAUCUUAAGUGCAAGACAGAACACAGACCCUGCACAAAGAAAAUGGAGCAACAAGCAUCCGUGGUUCAACAAAUACUGCAGGCCAGCCAUCAAAUAAAAGAAACAUGCACUAAUGCACAGGAAGUACAAGGUGGAGUUGAUUUAGCAAGGCCCAGGUCAAAUCCCAUAGAGGAUGCCAGUGCACUGGAAAAGGCAAUUACAGCAAAAGGUGUUGAUGAAGGAACUAUUAUCGACAUUUUAACAAAAAGAACCAAUGAACAACGCCAAGAAAUUAAAGUUGCUUACCAAAAGAAAACUGGAAAGACUUUGGAAGAAAGCCUGAAGAAAGCUCUCAGUGGUAAACUUCAACCUCUCAUGUUGGAUUUGAUAAAAACUCCAGCUCAGUUUGAUGCUCAUGAGCUUAACCGUGCAACAAAGGGUCUUGGAACAGAUGAGGACACCAUCAUUGAAAUCUGUGUGACAAGAACUAACCAGCAAUUACCACAAAUCAAGAAAGUGUACAGUGCAGAAUUCAAAACUGAUCUUGAAAAAGAUAUCAUAGAUGACACAUCUGGAGAUUUUCAAAAGGCCAUAGUUGCUCUUUUAAAGGGAACCCGCAGUGAAGAUUGCUAUGUUAAUGCAGCUCUUGCUGACCAAGAUGCAAAGGCUUUGUAUGAAGCUGGAGAAAAGCAGAAGAAAGCAGAUGCUUCUGUAUUCAUUAACAUCCUCACCACUCGAAGCUUCGCACACUUACAACAAGUGUUUAAAAAGUAUGCUACAUACAGCAAACAUGAUCUCAAUAAGGCAAUGGAUCUGGAGCUAAAGGGAGACAUCGAGAAGUGCUUGGUAGCUAUUGUAAAAUAUGCUAUGAACAAACCAGGUUACUUUGCAGAAAAAGUGCAACUUGCAAUGAAGGGCUUGGGGACUCGUGAAAAAAUCCUGAACAGGGUGAUAAUAUCACGUUCCGAGGUUGACAUGAAAUCAAUUAAAGCUCAGUAUCACCAGCUGUAUAAAACCUCCAUGCGUGAUGAUUGUAUGACAGAAACCAGUGGAAAUUAUGAAACUGCCCUGGUUGGACUUAUUGGUUAUGAUGACUAACUGCGUAUGAAACCAAGAAACUCUUUGUUACAGUCCCAAAAAUAUAAAAAAACCUAAUUACUCAAAUACAAACUGGUGCAUGUUACAUUUGUUUUUAUUAUUGUUUAUCAAUUUUCAAUAAGUAAACAAACUCCAACUGUAAUAAAAUGUC